This is a messenger RNA of Dovyalis caffra, 1440 nucleotides long. NCBI's taxonomy places the organism in Eukaryota, Viridiplantae, Streptophyta, Magnoliopsida, Malpighiales, Salicaceae. The record is from the annotation of a GenBank genome assembly.
AUGGAAAAUGGAUCAAAGAAAUGGGGUUUUCAAGCAAACAAGAGCCUCAGCACCUCAUCAGCAAUCACAGUCCGUGGAGUUCUUAACCUCUUACUGGACAAACUCAAUAAAGAAGACAGAAGACAAGUUAUACCAUUAGCCCAUGGUGACCCUUCUGCUUUUCCUUGUUUUCGUACAACUCCUGUGGCUGAUGAGGCUGUUGCAGAUGCUGUAAGAUCUGCUAAGUACAACCAUUAUGCCCCAACUGUUGGUCUUCUUCCUGCUAGAAGGGUGGGACCAUCUAAGGAUUUCAUAGUCACAGAAACUAGAGGGCCCCAUAUUUGGGACCCACUGACCAGGUUAGAAACGUUUAAGAUCGUCGUUGAUAAUGCUUGCAAGAAGAAGGCUCGCAAAGUUUUUAUCAGGGUUUUCCUUCGAAAGAGUGUUGCAGAUUACCUUAAUCGUGAUCUACCAUACAAGUUAUCACCGGAUGAUGUCUUUCUUACAAUUGGUUGCACACAAGCAAUUGAAAUCACAUUAACUGUACUUGCUCGACCUGGUGCCAACAUUUUGCUUCCAAGACCUGGAUUUCCAUACUACGAAGCUCGCGCUACACAUAGUCAUCUUGAAGUUCGCCAUUUUGAUCUUUUCCCUGAAAAGGGUUGGGAAGUUGAUCUUGAAGCUGUUGAAGCUCUGGCAGAUGAGAAUACAGUAGCCAUGGUCGUCAUAAACCCUGGCAAUCCUUGUGGAAGUGUCUACAGCUUUCAACAUUUACAGAAGAUUGCAGAGACAGCUAGAAAGCUUGGAAUUAUGGUGAUUGCUGAUGAAGUCUAUGGCCACCUGACAUUUGGGAGUACUCCAUUUGUGCCAAUGGGAGUCUUUGGAUCAAUUGUGCCUGUCCUUACACUAGGGUCCAUUUCGAAGAGAUGGAUUGUUCCUGGCUGGCGGAUUGGUUGGCUUGUCACAAGUGAUCCUCACGGCAUCCUUCAAGAUUCUGGGGAAUUGGCUGGUCAUGAUGGUUCGAAAACUUUUGUUGUUGAGUCAAUCAAGGCUUGCCUCGACAUUUCUUCUGAUCCUGCAACAUUCACUCAGGGUGCAAUUCCUCAAAUCAUUGAGAAUACGCCAAAGGAUUUCUUUUCAAAAAUUAAUAACAUACUUAGAGAAGCUGCAGACAUAUGCUAUGAAAAAAUUCAGGACAUCCCUUGCAUUACUUUACCGCAUAAACCUGAGGGUUCUAUGUUUGUAAUGGUAAAAUUGAAUUUGUCUUUAUUGGAAGGCAUUGAUGAUGAUAUGGAAUUUUGUCAAAAGCUGGUCCAAGAGGAAUCGGUGAUGAUACUCCCAGGAAUUACUGUGGGAAUGAAAAAUUACCUUCGCAUAACUUUUGCCAUUGAGCCUUCAGCUCUUGAAGUUGGCCUGGAAAGGCUAAAAGCCUUUUAUGAAAGGCACGCCAAGAAGCAAUAA